CUGAUCUAGAAUCUGAUCGCGGUCUGUGAAAUAAAUAACAAAGUCUCUCAUCUCAGGCUUAACAAACAGAGUUUUCACUAAUCCUGAUUUCUGAAACAGGAGGUGAGAUGAAUUUGGAGAAGUACUUCAAAAGAAUUGGUUUCCAUGGCUCAUAUGAUAAACUGGAUCUUGCAACACUGAAGUUGAUCCACAAACAGCACGUCAUGUCAGUUCCAUUUGAAAACCUCAGCAUUCACUGUGGUGAGAGGAUCACCAUGGACCUUGAGGUCAUUUUCAACAAGAUAGUGAGGAGCAGCCGUGGGGGUUGGUGCCUUGAGAACAACUUCCUGUUUGGAUGGGUGCUGAGAAAAAUGGGCUAUGACACUACGAUGUUGAGCUCCCGAGUUUUCAACAGUAUCCUCAAUGACUUUAGUCCCCUCGACUCUCAUCUCAUCAACAAGGUUGUCAUUGAUGGAAAGGCUUAUGUAGCGGAUGUAAGCUUUGGGGUGUCUUCCCAAGUGCGGGAGCCCCUGGAGCUUGUCUCUGGAAAGGACCAACCUCAGGCAGGAGGUGUCUUUCAUCUCAUAGACAAGGAGGACAUCUGGGUUCUGGAGAAGACUUGUAGGAAGCCAGAGGUCCUCAAUCCAGACUUUGCCAAAUCCAGUCUGGUGAACAGGAAAGAAACAAAGCAGAUCUACAGCUUCACCUUGGUGCCUCGUGAGGCCGAUCAUUUCUUUGACAAUAACCACAAGCUCCAGACAGAUUCUUCUUCACUGUUCACUAAUAAGUCCAUUUGCUCUUUGCAAACCCCAACAGGAUUCAGAGCUCUUAUUGGCUGGACCUACAGUGAGGUCACCUACAAACCUGAGCAAGGUGUUGAUGUCUUAGACAUGAGGGACAUAACAGAUGAUGAGAUAGAGCGAAUUCUGAUGGAAAAGUUUAAUGUAAAGCUGAAGAACAAACUAAAGCCUGUAAGCAACAAAUCAUGGUACACUCUCUGAAAUCCUGCACUCAUCAUCUUUUUCACCACCGUGUUUCACUGUGGGUUUGAUACACAGCUGUAUGAUUCUCUUUCCUGUUUGUCUCCUUACAAUCACCCUACAAGUGGUGGAAUUUAACUAUGUAAUCAUGUAAUGGACAAUUUUGAGUUACUUGUCAGGGUUCGACAUAAGAGAUGGCCCGAGGCCAGUAAAAAUGUAGGUCGGGCAAGUUGAUUGGCCAGUUACUCUGUCCACAUCGGAAAUCAGCUGCCUCGCUGCCUACAUCUUACGCUGUCUCCAAAGGCAACACUGUAACUGUUGGGUGUCUUAAAGUUCUCCAUGUCUCCUGGCUGCUCUGCUUCAACUCCUUUAAUUUACGGAGUUUGCUGAUGAACAGUUACUUGUUGCUGAAGAAGGGGGAAAAUGUUAAUGUUGGACACUGCUUGUACUUGUAGUAUUUCUAUUUUCUGCUAUUUUAUACUUCUACUCCACUACAUUUAUUUAAUAAGUUUUGUUACUAUUUAGUUUGCAGAUU
Micropterus dolomieu (smallmouth bass) is the source of this 1494-nucleotide messenger RNA. RefSeq names its product arylamine N-acetyltransferase, pineal gland isozyme NAT-10-like. The transcript is spliced from 2 exons. Bases 108 to 980 code for a protein of 290 amino acids. Gene Ontology annotation, molecular function: acetyltransferase activity. Lineage: Eukaryota; Metazoa; Chordata; Actinopteri; Centrarchiformes; Centrarchidae. The record is from RefSeq and is a predicted model, not a curated record.